GAAUGUUGUUGUUUUACAUUUUUUUUUCUGAAGGAGUUUACUGAUUGAAUUUUUAUUUCAUGCAGGAGUCAUUUAAGAUGGCUACACGUUUCAGAAUAGCCGAAGCCGACCGAUUUUUCGAUCAAGUAACCAACUUGGCUCACAUUGCUAAUGCAAACAAGAUUGUGAAAGAGAAGCUUACGCCAACGUAGUUAGACAUGUUCAAGAAAACAGUUUUUUGGCGAUUUGUAGACGUUGACAUGGUGGUUAACAGCCCAAUUAUCCAUCACAUGUUGCUUAGAGAAGUGAAGAGGACAAGAUCAGACUCAAUGUCAUUCUCUGUUUGUGGGAAGGUUGUCACUUUUUUGAAGGAUGAUUUUUUGUUGAUGACUGGUUUGUGGCAAUCCCCAACACGAGUUGAUCGGAACCAGCAGUCCUCAUAUGAACUUGCUAUCAAGUAUUUUGGUAAUCGAGUAACGAAGGACACUUCACACCUACGUCAACUUGAAGAAAAAUAUAAGGACUUAGAGUUUGAAAAUGAUGAUGAUGUUGUGAAGAUCAGCCUAGUUUACUAUACUGAGGUUGCAAUGAUGGGAAAAAACAAACAAAAAGAUGCAAUCAACCUCAAACGUUUCAAGGACGUUCAAAACUUGAAGUACUACAAUAGUCUUGAUUGGGGUACCAUUAUUUGGGAGAGGACAUUGGAUGCCCUAAAGAUUGCGUUAAAUGAUAAGAGCAGUCUAUACAAGACGAGGGUCAAAGCAAAUAAAAACUACGUUGUGAAGUACUCCUUACGUGGAUUUUCACAAGCGUUCUAUGUAUGGACAUACGAGAUCCUAGCUUCAUCGAUAGCUGGGAACAUUGCGGAGCGAAGGAGCAAGAGAGAGAUAUUUGAGUCUAACAAUAUAAAGGUUAAAAAGGGCACUGUCAUGUCAGAUGCUGAAAGGGAGUUUCGGGAUACCCUAGUGGACAGACGACCUAUAUUUGAGCUAGGUGGGGAUGAUGAUAGUUCUGAAAGUGGCAAUAGGUUAACUAGUGAGGGGGGUAGUCCUGAAAGUGAAAGUGACGGUGAUGAUCAUCGUGGAGAUGACAAUGAUGAAGUUGUCAGGGUGGAGGGAGGGGAUGAACUUGAGCAUUCUGAGCACGAGGAUGCUGAAUAUGGAAGGGUGAAAGGAGGGACAUACACACCUAGUGAUGAUAUGAUGGGGGACGUACGCGAGGAGGACGAGUUGAACCAACUUGAUGUCUAUCUUGCGAACUCCGGUAGAGAGCGACCUGUGGAUGAUGAGUGAACCAACUUGAUGUCUAUCUUGCGGACUCCGGUAGAGAGCGACUUGUGGAUGAUGAGUGUCCUGAGUGUGCUGCCCGCCGCAGGGAGGGAGCCAAUCCCAACGAGUCUAUUUAUUCAUACUUGUGGUCUAUUGACAGCUCAUUAUCAAGGUUUGAUGGUCGUAUAUCGGGUUUAGAUAGUCGUGUAUCCAGUAUAGAGGAAAACAUGACUGACAUGAAAGGGCAACUGUCGGCCAUUCUGUCAUUGUUGUAGUCUAUGUGCAAGGUUUCCACGGUGAAUGAGGUGACGACCAGGUCACCCAUCCCAUCUCAGGAUCCCAAUACGACUGCGACUACCUCUGACACUCCCAUCCCCAUCCCCCCUCUACAGCCCGAUACCACCACUUCACCUACUCCCACCCCCCCUGUACAGCCCGAUACUGCCACGACAUCACCAAUUGACGUCAAACCUAUACAGGCUGACGCCCCACAAAUAGAGCCUGACAUGUCUGUCUUACUCACCAUGCCACAUACAGAGGCUGACAUGUCUGGCAUCCCAAAGGCUGACACUUCUUGGAUUGUUACGACCACAAAAGGAGUUCCACUGGAAUCUCAAAGAAUUAGUCGUAAGAGAAAACCUGUUGAUAAAUAUACACCCCUAGCCCAAGUAAAGAAGAAAAGUGUGGUUAAACAUCCUCUCCCAGGUGUAGCUACGUCACUAUCCAGAUCGAUCGUCACAUAUAACGUAGCAAACGAUGUUCCACACAAUAUCCUUACAGAAAUGAUGGCUGGAUCUCGGACGACAAUACGGACAAUGAGGUUCGAGAGAACUCCUUUAAACCACUCGCCAAGCAAUUCUUCAAGGAAUUGAUUACCCCGAAUUCGUUGAUCGAGUGCGAUAUCAUAAAUACUUUAUUUUAUUUUAUUAAAGAUAAAUUUUAUACCCGGCCUGACAUGUGCAUGCACAAGUUCACCAUCUUGCCAAUUGGUGUAAUGAGUCACCUUAAUGCUCAUGGCGGGGUAUUUAAAGGAAUAAAGAAUAAGUCACUUCUAGAGGCUGCCCUAGCAUGGGAAGAUGAAGACACGUAUAAAAACUAUGUCACCGGUAAAUUCGAUAUCAAAUGGGCAGAUGUGGAUUUCGUUUAUAUGGCGAUUAAUAUCAGUGACCACUGGAUGGUCCUUGCAAUGGACAUUAACAGAGGCCACAUAUUCGUGUUCGAUUCACUUCCGUCAUACACACCAAUGACAAAGCUGGUGAAUUGGCUAGAGCCAUUGACGGUCCCAAUACCAUCCCUACUUCACUACUGUGACGAGGAUCGUUCAAAACCGGACCUAUCCACAGCCCGUUGGAAAAUCUCACGACCUAUGAACGUCAACAUACAACACGGGUUGCUUUAUUGUGGCAUCUUUGCAAUCAAACUACUGGAACACCUGGUGACUGGUGUUGAUCCAUCCGUAAUCACUUAGGAGAAGAUGAGUAAAUAUAGUAUGCAGUUAGCGUAUCAACUAUGGGCAAACACUCCAUAUUUUUUAUAUGUAUAGAACAUGUAUUUUUUAUUGUAUUUUUUAUGUAUGUAAAAACAUUCAUUUAUUUUUUAUGUAUGA
Molecule: messenger RNA, 2853 nt
Organism: Benincasa hispida (wax gourd)
Lineage: Eukaryota; Viridiplantae; Streptophyta; Magnoliopsida; Cucurbitales; Cucurbitaceae
Source: RefSeq, a predicted model, not a curated record